Diprion similis is the source of this 3001-nucleotide messenger RNA. Its product is annotated as protein phosphatase inhibitor 2-like. The transcript is spliced from 4 exons. Gene Ontology annotation, molecular function: protein phosphatase inhibitor activity. Lineage: Eukaryota; Metazoa; Arthropoda; Insecta; Hymenoptera; Diprionidae. Bases 203 to 730 code for a protein of 175 amino acids. The record is from RefSeq and is a predicted model, not a curated record. Gene Ontology annotation, biological process: regulation of signal transduction.
GUGAAGUGGGGAGAAGUGUUGACAAGUGCAGAGUUUCAGGCUGAACGAACAAAAUUCCCGGUACGCUAGCAGCCGAAACUUCCGAAAAGUUCGCCCGACGCUGGACUUGGACAGUUCAAGUUUUAGACGAGAUCACAAAUGUUGUGCGAAAGUUUCGAGUGAAUCUUUGAACCUUUUAACAUUUUUUUUUUUCACCCAAGUAAUGGCGGAAAAUUUAGGCAAACGACCUUCGAAGGGGAUUCUAAAGUCGUCGAGCAGUUUCGACGCUCAGGAAGCACCCAGCAGGGCCAAUAAGGAAACGAAGUGGGAUGAGAUGAAUAUUAUUGCCACGCUGCAUCCAGCCGACAAGGAUUAUGGUCAUAUGAAAAUUGACGAACCGAAAACACCUUACAACUACGAGGGUGUUGAUAAUGAGCAUGAAAGAGACCAGCUGGAUUCUUCAAUUAUUGCUGCCAAACUGGCCAGUAACGAUAAACCAAAAAUUUUAGAGGAAUCAUCGGAUGAAGAAGAUGAAGAAACGCCAGAAGAGAGACAAAAAAGAUUAGCGUUCGAACAAAAACGCAAAGGUCAUUAUCAAGAAUGGCAGGCGGUACAAUUGGCACGAAAAUCAAUGCAGGAAGAGAGUGACGAAGACAGCGACGAAGAGGAAGAAGCGGAUUCAAAUUCUCGAUCCAAGUGCGUGCCAUCCUGUGAUAGCGAGCCAGAUUCUGAUUCAAAUUCGCCUCAAUAAUCACUUGUUGUCAGCAACAGUUUUUUGUUCCCAGUUCACUUUAAUGCUAGAAAAUGUAGCAAUUAGCAGCUCGGUAUAAUGUCCACAUAAGCAUUACCUCAUUACAGAGGUUCUUUGCUGACGAUCCUUACGAACAAUUAUAGAGUAUAAAGGUUACGGUUGUGAUUUAAAAGAUUUUUUUUCGAUCUUCUUUUUUCUUCUUCGCAAAGUACCUACCUCUAUGAUGAUGUUGAUUUACAUUUCAAUACGCACAGAUUUACGUAUUAUACGGGUGGCUGCUGAAUUGUCAAUUGUACGCAAAUAGUGAAUUAGUUUUAGAUAUUCCCCUGACUGCAUCGCGUGAAAGGGAAGGUAGCUCCGAUUUGUGUUUAAAGAUGAAUGGGCUGUGUAGAGUUUGAUUAUGAAUCAAAAUUUUGGAAAGAGGAAAAACCGUUGGAAUGAACUCCAUCAAUUCCGUUUACGACAUGACGGUGAAUUCUAACGAAUCUGAGUAAAUUUGAAUAACACAAGCUGAGAUAUCAAUGAUUUAAAGAAUGCUUUUAUAAUUGAAACAAUUGAAUUAUGUAACUCUGGUAUUUUUUCCGAUUCUAAUGUCUUUGGGCUUAUUUUAUCCAUCACAGAGAUUUCAAGAGAUCAUCUGAAAUUUACAAAAGAAACAUUUUUCAGACAAUUUUUAAAGAUUUAGUCAGCGAGUAAAAUGAGCCCGAAAAUAGUAUAAUCUGAUAUAUCAGCUUGCAUUAUUCCAAUUUGGUGAAAUUUAUCUUUCUCAUGUGAUAGAGAUAUGUUUUAUUCGUGUAGGCUGUAAUUGGCGCGAAUGAAAUUGCUGGAGAUUUUUGAACCGAUUUUUUCUAUUUUCUUAACUUUCAAUUCAGACUCAAUGGUCCAUUGACGGAUGAAUCGGUCAAACGAUAAAGUUUUUAUUUCCUGAACAGACAAAAUAAUGGUAAAAAUGUGUAGUAGAAGUAUAAACUCGUUAUACUCGUCAUCCGAAUUAUAUUGACUAUUAUAAGAUAUGUUAUUAUUAGCUAUGAUGAUAAAUCCCGAUUUGUAUUUACAUGUAAAUAUCCAUUAUUCGCGCGUAUGUAGUAAAGUAUCGAUAACGAGUGAUUAUAUCUAUGCAAUCAAUGCAUCUUGAGUUUUCUCGAAGACUUAAAAGUAUGAUUUCUGGUUCUGGGACAUUAAAAAAAAAGAAGAAGUUAUAAUAUCGAUAACAAUGGUAAGAAUGAUCUUGACGAUGAUGAUGAUGAUGAUGAUGAUGAUGAUAAUACUCAGUGGUCAAACGUACUUGAGCUACCUUCUACUUUACCGCGUACAUCAUAAAAUAUUAAUUGGGUCGCGGUUAAAUAUAAGGCGUUUGAUAACGUGAGAAUGGUUUUACGCUCUAAGUAUAACAAAUAUACACACAAACCGCGACAACAAAGCUUGACAGGUAAAAUAUUUACUGAUUUAAUUUCUUUUCUUCGUAAUUUAAAAUUUUUUAAGUCAAUUCGUAAAACAUUAUGCAGGAUCUGUAAAGUGUGAAGCGUAACGCUAUUCUCAGGUGAACCGAUACACUUUAGACUUUCCAUUUUAAAGCUCUACAAAGUUGAACAAAGCGUUAGGGAAAUUUCAUUUCAUUACUACUUAUUAUUUUUAUUAAUAUUAUUAUUAUUGUUAUUAUUAAUUUUGCUAUUAUUAUUAUUGUUUUGUUAAUUAUUAUCAUUACAAUUUUGUGGCUCAACUGCUCUUUAUUGGCUAGUAUUCAUCCAUUCAUUUACUCUGUUCCUUCAUCAGUAAACGGAAAAACUACUCAAAUUAUAUUGGGGCAAGUUUCUCUUAUUAAACUUUAUAAAAAAUCGUAUUACUUGGUUAUUAACUUGGACUAGUUUCAUUUCGUCUUCCAACGUUAUAUUUAUACCCUCCCUAUAAAAUUUUUUUAAACUUUGACAUGAAAUUGAAGGGGUUAAUUUAAUUUAUAGGUUUGAUGUAUACCAGAGGAUGAAGGCUUGGGUAUUCUAUUCAAAAUUGUUAUCUUUUUUCGUUUACUGAACUUUGCUCUGUAGCCAAAGCUUCGUUUACGUAUUAUAUAAUACAUUACAUUAUUAUUAUUAUAGCUUCGCUAUUGCGCAACAAGUGAUUUUUUAGCUUGUGUUAUAAAUCUUGUUUCUUCUUUUUGUCAGUAAUUGCAUGGUGAAAAAUUUCAUGCAGCUUCAGUAUUUAUAAAAGGAAGUUUUUAUAUCUAUUUAUACAUGACGUAUAUAAUCCGUUACAUCUUAUUUGUGAUUGAAAAAU